This is a messenger RNA of Cavia porcellus (domestic guinea pig), 2679 nucleotides long. It is a transcript of the gene Fkbp9, whose product is annotated as FKBP prolyl isomerase 9. Gene Ontology annotation, molecular function: peptidyl-prolyl cis-trans isomerase activity; calcium ion binding. Bases 70 to 1788 code for a protein of 572 amino acids. Lineage: Eukaryota; Metazoa; Chordata; Mammalia; Rodentia; Caviidae. Gene Ontology annotation, cellular component: endoplasmic reticulum. The record is from RefSeq and is a predicted model, not a curated record. The transcript is spliced from 10 exons.
CGCCUUCCUCUCCUCCCAGCCGGGCGCGCGGCGUCCACGUCCCCACAGCCGUCCCCGCGCCCCACGACGAUGGCGCCUCCGACCCUGCGCUUUCCGCCGCCGCCCCUGGUCCUGCUGCUGCUCUGGGUGACAGGGCAGGCGGCGCCCGUGGCUGGGCUGGUCCUGGACCCCGAGUCCGAGCUGCAGAUCGAGCGGCGCUCCGUGCCUCCCGAGUGCCCGCGCGCCGUGCGCCCCGGCGACUUCGUGCGCUACCACUACGUGGGCACCCUGCGCGACGGCCGCCGCUUCGACGCCAGCUAUGACAGAGACUCCACGUUCAAUGUGUUUGUGGGAAAAGGACAGCUGAUUGCCGGGAUGGACCAGGCCUUGGUCGGGAUGUGCGUCAAUGAGAGACGCUUCGUGACGAUCCCCCCAAAACUUGCCUACGGAAGUGAAGGAGUUGCUGGCGUGAUCCCCCCGAACUCUGUGCUCCAUUUCGAUGUGCUUCUCGUGGAUAUUUGGAACCCUGAGGACCAGGUGCAGAUUCAUACUUAUUUUAAGCCCCCCAGUUGCCCUCGGACCAUCCAGGUGUCCGACUUCGUGAGGUACCACUACAACGGCACCUUCCUGGAUGGCACACUCUUCGAUUCCAGUCACAAUCGCAUGAAAACCUAUGACACGUACGUGGGAAUCGGCUGGCUGAUCCCUGGCAUGGAUAAUGGGCUGCUGGGGAUGUGUGUGGGAGAGAAGCGCAUCAUCACCAUACCGCCUUUCCUGGCCUAUGGCGAGGCUGGCGACGGGAAAGACAUUCCUGGGCAGGCAUCCCUGGUGUUCGAUGUGGUGCUGCUGGACCUCCAUAACCCCAAGGACAGCAUUUCUAUUGAGAACCAAGUGGUGCCGGAGAGUUGUGAGCGCAGGAGCCAGAGUGGGGACUUCCUCCGGUACCACUACAAUGGCACAUUGCUGGACGGCAGCCUCUUCGACUCCAGCUAUUCUCGGAACCGCACCUUUGACACGUACAUCGGGCAGGGCUACGUGAUUCCCGGCAUGGACGAGGGGCUGCUGGGUGUGUGCGUCGGAGAGAGGCGGAGGAUUGUGGUGCCCCCACACCUGGGGUAUGGAGAGGAAGGAAGAGGGAACAUCCCAGGCUCGGCCGUGCUGGUGUUCGACGUGCACGUGAUCGACUUCCACAACCCCUCGGACUCUAUCAGCGUCACCUCGCACUACCGGCCCCCCGACUGCUCGGUGCUGAGCAAGAAGGGUGACUUCCUCAAGUACCACUACAACGCGUCACUGCUGGACGGGACUCUGCUGGACUCCACGUUGAAUUUAGGCAAAACUUACAACAUCGUGUUGGGGUUUGGACAAGUUGUGCUGGGGAUGGACAUGGGGCUCAGAGAGAUGUGUGUGGGCGAGAAGCGCACGGUCAUCAUCCCGCCUCACCUGGGCUACGGGGAGGCCGGCGUGGCAGGGGAAGUGCCGGGCAGUGCCGUGCUGGUGUUCGACAUCGAGCUGCUGGAGCUGGUGGCUGGCCUGCCCGAGGGGUACAUGUUCGUGUGGAAUGGCGAGGUGUCCCCCAACCUCUUUGAGGAGAUUGACAAGAACGGCGACGGGGACAUCCUCCUGGAGGAGUUCUCAGAGUACAUCCACGCCCAGGUGGCAACUGGCAAAGGGAAGCUGGCGCCUGGAUUUGACGCAGAGAUGAUCGUGAAGAAUAUGUUCACCAACCAGGACCGGAACGGAGACGGGAAGGUCACGGCUGAGGAGUUCAAGCUCAAAGACCAGGAGACCAAACACGAUGAGCUCUAGCUCACAGCUCGAGCCAGCUGGUGUCUGUCACGCAGCAAGGGUACUAGGGUCUCCAGAAGUGAAUGUCAGCUUUAGCAAGCAGGUCCCAUGGCACCUGGUGCACACGUGGGUUGGGUCAGGACCAAACCUGGGCAGGGUCCUUGGCCUGGAAAGGACUGGGAAGGCUACCCUGCCAGCCAUUAUCUGUGCCUUCCAGGAAUUAAUGGGAAAUAGUGUCAUCUUGCAGGAUCAAGAGAAAAAGUGUCCGGCAACUGUCUACAGAGAUUAAAAUGUUUUUUAAUGUCAGUGUCUUAAACAUGUUCUCCGUGUGGGUGGGAAAGAUGAAGCCCAGACAGUGAGUGUGGGCUCUGUCCUCCCUGCAGGCGGCCACAGGGCCCUCCUUCGGUGGCACUACUCGAAGUGGGGGGACGCAGUGUGCCAAGCGGCUGAGUUGACGUGAGCAGGAAGCGUGAUCGUGCAGCUGCUGCUGGGGGUUUCUGCUGGCCUCUCACUCCCGUCACUCUGUUCUCCUCUGCACUCCCUUCCACGAGAGGGCUGGUGGCUGGGCCUCGCUGAGAUGGGCUUGUUCCCAGAUGGGUUUGUCCCCAGAUGAGCCCUGAACUUGCAGGAUCUCUGUCCUGCCUCUUGUCUGUGUCCCAGGGCAGAUUGGGGGCCAGGGAACCCCCUGCCAUGGGACAGUAGUGAUGUAUACCUGGCACCGUCCCUCAUCACGCAGCAAUGUCUGCCUUGCAUCCUCUGUCCCCAAGGGGGUUGGCACUUUCCCUGAAGCAUUAAGUGGCUUUUCCUUUUGAACUGCUCCACUAACUCAAGCCGAUGUGUCCUGAUGUAGCCCCGAGGUAGUUUGUGAAAAUGCUGUGUGCUUGUUCCAUGCAAUAAAUGUCAGAAACUUGG